Molecule: messenger RNA, 4276 nt
Organism: Dreissena polymorpha
Lineage: Eukaryota; Metazoa; Mollusca; Bivalvia; Myida; Dreissenidae
Product: signal transducer and activator of transcription 1-like
Exons: 21
Coding region: 159-2921 (920 amino acids)
Biological process (GO): cell surface receptor signaling pathway via JAK-STAT; regulation of cell population proliferation; regulation of transcription by RNA polymerase II
Molecular function (GO): RNA polymerase II cis-regulatory region sequence-specific DNA binding; DNA-binding transcription factor activity, RNA polymerase II-specific
Source: RefSeq, a predicted model, not a curated record
GUUAAGUUUCAUUUUGUAAAAAUAUAUCUUACCUGUUUUGCAAAAUUGACACUUUUCCAUUUGUUCAGCCGCCAUACUGCAUACAUUAUGAUUUUGUGAAAGGUUUGUUUGAUUGAAAAGGAUAACAGACUGUCGCAUAAUACAUAUAAGCGCUCAAGAUGGGAAGUCCUGGUCAAUGCACCAGUAUUUUAGAGUUUUUGCAUCAGCAUGAAGGGGAGCAGAUUGCAAGCGAAGUGUAUUUCAAGUGGAAGGACAUGCUUCCAGACACCGGGUUCGAUGAACAAUUUCGCACAUCAUAUGACCGAUGGUUCCAGUUCUGUUAUAGGAAUGAUCUGAAUAAAUUCAGUAAUGGGAUGGUUGCUCAGGAGAAAACUCGCAUGUUCGACGAGCUGAAAAAAAUGUUGAAUCACGAACAAAAACUGUAUUUGCAGUACAUAGAGAACAAGUUUGGAGGAGGCGAGGGGGUUGUCGACGCAGCCUUUAGGUGCUUGUGGAGAGAGGAGCAGAUGCUGAUACCAUACAUCCAGUCAGUUCUUGAUGAUGCUAGCUCGAUCAAUCGACAGGAACAUGUCGAGAAAAAAGUUCGUGACAGUUAUGAAACGUGUCUUGCCAAUUAUGAGAAAUUGAAAACAGUGUUGGCUGCAACCUUAGCUUGGACAGAGGAGGAAACACAAAACUCAAUAACAGCAGCGGGCUAUAAAAAUAAAAUCGAAGGCUUAAGCCAAAGGCUGCCACACAUUGAAAACAAAGGCCUCGCAGAACAAUUGGUUAAACGACUUCAGGAAAAAUGUAAUGAACUGGAAUCUGCUAACCAGAAAUUACGGGAUCAGAUAUCUCUCAAACAACAGGAGUCACUGCAGCUAUUUGACGUUUUACUGCAAUCAUUGAUUGAUAACAAUGGUCAAAUUCUUGACGCCGUUACUGGGUGGCGAAAUCAGUUCAAAAUGUUCUACGCAGAAGUUGGCUCGAAACCCGACAUUGAAAAGAUCGCAAAAUGCUGUGCUGAAACUGCCAAGUUGCUUUAUGACAUAAAACAAGACGGUUUAGCAGAAUUAACACAUCCUUUGUCUGAAGAGAAUUGUCAAAUUAAGACGAAAUUGGACGAUCUGUUGUUGGAGUUAUUCGGAGGAACGUUUAUAGUGGUUGAACAAGAUAACUACGUCAUUAAGAAAGAAUCGCAAAAUCUGAAAAUAAUUGUCAGAGUGCUAGCGGCCGAUCAGGUGGAGCACAUGCUUGAUGGUCACAUUCAGGCUUUCCUGUUUCAUGAAGAGAGCCUUAAUCAGUGCUGUGAAAAAAUCAACGACACCAAGUGGUUAUUGAACGUCGAUCGAGUUGAACACAAGAGCCUAAAACUUGUUACGAAGAAGAAAGGUAAUGCAAAAGGUGCAGAGUCAAGGUUUAUAAGGAAUAAGAAGACAAAGUACCUCGAAGGAGAAUUCAGUGGGCUGCAAGUUGAGAAAUUUGACAGAGCUGGUUUACAGAGGCAGGUCCACGAAGAACGAUACAAAAUUGUUUUUAUGACGAACGUAGGGCAGGUUAAAUUGUGGACUUUGUCGUUGCCUUUAGUGAUGAUAACUGGUUCAAAUCAACAGUGCCAUAGUCUGGCUUCCGUCAUGUGGGCGUGUUACAGCACAAAUGUCUAUACACUGCCCUCAGUCGUUCCUACCGAGAUGACAUUAAGGGACAUUGUCGACUGUAUGCUGGACGCCAAAAUCCGCAAACUAUGUCCGUCACGUGGUCUUUCCGAUGACAGCAAAGAACACCUUAAAAGGCGUCUGAUUGGAUCUGGCAACUUCACGGAUGAAAGUCAAGUCAGUCUGCAACAAUUCUGUUUUGACAAGAUGUUUAAUACAUCAGACUCCCAACCAUUAACGUUCUCGUUUUGGGAAUGGUUUGUCGCCUGCUACAACCUCAUUGAGAAAUAUCUCCUUCCGUAUUGGGAAAGAGGUUGGAUCUUUGGAUUUAUAAGUAAGACGACUGCAGCAGAAAGACUGCAGGCAGAAGAGCGCUGCCGCGAUGGUCUAUUUAUUUUACGAUUUUCGGACAGCAUCAUCGUUCCUAGCCAAGGAGUUAAGAGCAUGUUUGGCCAUCUGACGGUCUGUUUUACUUAUGAGAAAGUAACUCCAGGUGGAGAAACAAAACGGGGCAUUUUCCCGGAUGGAAACGUUGCAGAUUACAAGGAAUUGGACAGGAAUUGCCUGGCCAACAUACUGUCGGAAACGUUGAGGAAACAGGAACAGGGGUCAACGCAUUGCUAUCGUUACGUAUAUCCGUCCUUAGAACGACGUGAAGACACUUUCGAUAAAUUUUUAGAGUCCAAACCUGUUGUAGCCAAUUACCAAGGUGUACAACAAAUGUGGCUGAUAGACAUUGAACAAAUGUUGAGCGAGGAAACAGUUCUUAGAAAGCGUACUGCGUCGACAGUAACAAAGUCAACAAAAAGGCGAUCAGUUGCAAAAAGGACAGACAGCUCCCGUACCAAGUCUGCUGAUUCAAGCACGUCUUGUAUUGGAAACAAAUCCUCUUGUAUAAAUGCAACGCCACCUGUCUUGGAAGAAACCUCUGUUCAGCAAAAACCGGCACCUGCUAUCCCUUUUCUCCCGGAGUUCACAGGAACACUCGAUAACAGUUCUCUGGAUUGUAGUGGUGAAUGGCAAAGUGAGGAAUACGGUGUUGUACCUACUGCAGAAAACUAUCAUCAACUGACUGACAGCCCCAUAUUUCCCCAGCAUGACUGUUUGGAUAAACCGGAUGUUUCUCAAGGCAUUGAAGUUAUGACUCAUGGACAAGUUACAGGCGCGAACAGCAACGAUAUCGACACGUAUGGCAUAGCGGACGACCAGGAUACAGACUUUAAUUAUCUUGAAAUACCAGAACAACAUUUGACAUUAUUGAAUAUCUUAGAAGAUGAACUAGCUUAAUUUAGGUUGUUUCUGUUAGGGCCGUCGAUGUAAGUUUUCUUGUAUAUGUAUCUGAUCUUGUCAAUUUUGAAAAUUUAAUGAGAUUACAGUAUGUAAUGUCUGUGGGACAGGGUGUACUUUAGAUAAAAUGCAUUUUUAUGCCCCCACCCCCUAAGUGGGGGCAAAUUGAUUUGCUGGAUGUCGGUUGGUCUGUGUGUCUGUCUGUCGGUAGAUCAGUUCGUUUCCAAUAAAUAACUCGUCAACCAAUUAACCGAUUGGCUUCAUACUUCACAUGUACAUUGGCAUUGGACAGUAGAUGACUCCUAUUGAAAUUGAAAGGUCAAAGUUCUAGGUCAUUGUCACAAUAAGUAUGAAAAUAGUUUCUGAUUAAUAACAUAUCAACGAAUUGACCGAUUGGCAUGAUACUACACAUUUGCAUUUACCUUGGACAGUAGAUAACCUCUAUUGAAGUUGGGGUCACUUGGUCACUUGGUCAAAAGGUCAAGGUCAAUGUCACAAUAAGUGUGAAAAUUGUUUCCGAUUAAUAACUCAUCAACGAAUUGACCGAUUUGCAUGAUACUUCCCAUGUUUAUUGGCCUUGGACAGUAGAUGACCCCUAUUGAAAUUGGGGUCACAAGGUCAAAGCUCUGUUACCAUAGAAAAUGAAUAAAACGUUCUUUCUAUCUGCCCUUUGUUUGAACUUUUAAUGUUCGAGUUUUUAAUACCAACUUGCUUAAUCGAAUUCGAAUGGCCCACGAAGGUUGACACUAGAGAAGAGAAUAUUGGUUCUUCUUCUAAGUUCAUAUACAAGGUUAUGAUGAUAAGAAAUUGUUAUCGACGGAUAUGCAAAUGGAACCUAAAGAAUGAUUAUUCCAUUAAAAGCGGAAAUUUCAUAUAUAUGUAUGUUUGUUUAUUACCACUUGAUAUUUAAUGAAUGUGGUGCGUUCUUCAUGGCAGUGCUUGAAAUUAAUUAAUAUCUUGCUUUAGUGUGUAUGUAAAUGAGUUAUUUGCGUCAUAUAUACAUAUAUAUAGGCCGAAACGAUUUUGUAUGAUAUGUUUGUACUUCUCUCGAUUUAUCAAAUGUGUAUCGUACUGUAAUUUAUUUUUUCUAAGUAAAUGUGAAAGCUCUCCGUACUCUCGGAUCAAAAAAUGCUUUGUAUUAUAAAUUCUAUAUAUAUUUACCAGCAUAUACUUUAACGACGUUGAAUGCUUUAGCAGUAUUUUCGUGAUGUGGCUUUAUUUUGACAAAAAUGAUGUUAUGUUUUAACUAGUAUGUAAUUUAUUCAAGAAAUAUGUGUUGUUGAAUUAUUUGUUUCAAUAUAAUGUACAAUGUGUGCUUUGCAGAUUGUGUGGUCUAAAUUACUUCAAUUAUUAUG